AUGGUUCUGGAUAACUGCAGUCAGCAUGCUGUCGUGUCCCUGGGCAAGACACUUCACUCCAGACUGCUCCUGUGGGGAUUGCCCACAGUAUUGAAUGUAGUGCAAAUCAGCCAGGACCCGGACUUUCUAGAAGACGCUCUUGCAGGAACUGUCCAGGCCAAUGAUUUCACGUUGUUUGACAUAUACAGACAAGUGCAGCAGGAAGGUCGCACACAGUCCAUUAUGGUGGGUAUAAUCCGGUUUGACUACAUGUUGGAUCAGAGGGGGGAUGUGACCUGUUUGAAGCAAAUAGAGAUCAACACUUUUUCCACUGGUGGUUUUGGGGUGUCUGACGGUGUUGCUGAGAUGCACAGGGUAAUCCUGAGGUCAGUUGGUCUUUUGGAGGAGGCAAAGUGUGUACAGAGUACCAACAACAGUCCUGCAAUGUCCGCUGCUAUAGCUAAGGCCUGGGAGCUCUAUGGCAAACCUAAGGCAGUUUUCCUGUUUCUAAUUGACAAUGUCUCGCUACACAAACUCCAACAACGAUGCGUUGAGGAACAGCUUUGGAACAGAAACAUUCCUGUUAUCCACAGAAAGUUUGAGGAAGUAUCCAGAAGAGGAUCUCUUGAUGGUGACAAAAAGUUGUUUAUAGGUGGUCUGGAGGUAGCUGUGGUGUACUACCACUAUGGCUACAUGGCAGGUCACUACACUGACCAGGCCUGGGAUGCUCGUCUGAUGAUGGAGCGCUCUCUGGCUGUCAAGUGUCCCAACAUCAGCACUCACCUGGCCGGAACCAAGAAGGUCCAGCAGGUGCUCGCCAGAGCUAGAGUUCUGGAGAAGUUCUUCCCCGACCAGCCCCAAGUAGUGGAACAGAUCUUUGCGACGUUCACUAGCCUCUACGCUCUUGACCUGGGUCCACAAGGUGACCACACUGUGUCCAUGGCUCUGGCCGACCCAGAUAAGUUUGUCCUGAAGCCUCAGAGAGAAGGAGGAAGUAAGAUGGCAUCAGCAAAUCUUCCUAAAAAAGCUACAAAAUGA
Messenger RNA from Eleginops maclovinus (Patagonian blennie), 1017 nucleotides. RefSeq names its product glutathione synthetase-like. Gene Ontology annotation, biological process: glutathione biosynthetic process. Lineage: Eukaryota; Metazoa; Chordata; Actinopteri; Perciformes; Eleginopidae. The record is from RefSeq and is a predicted model, not a curated record. Gene Ontology annotation, molecular function: glutathione binding; glutathione synthase activity; ATP binding. Gene Ontology annotation, cellular component: cytosol.